This is a messenger RNA of Cannabis sativa, 3845 nucleotides long. Its product is annotated as proline-rich receptor-like protein kinase PERK9. The record is from RefSeq and is a predicted model, not a curated record. Gene Ontology annotation, molecular function: ATP binding; protein kinase activity. Bases 934 to 3228 code for a protein of 764 amino acids. Gene Ontology annotation, biological process: protein phosphorylation. NCBI's taxonomy places the organism in Eukaryota, Viridiplantae, Streptophyta, Magnoliopsida, Rosales, Cannabaceae. The transcript is spliced from 8 exons.
AGCAUUUUCAGUUACUCAUCAUCAUCAACUGAAGUUACAAAAUGCCUAAGUUAUAUAAUAUGAUGAUUUUGUAUGAUUAAAUUUUGGAACUUUGUGAUUAUGAAGACUUUUUUUUGGUUGAGCUAUUCUAAAAUGUGGAAAAGAUUUGUAAUUAUUCUUUAGGGUCGCUUUCGUUUUGUCUCAGUCCCUUGGAUUUGGGACCCCACAAAGCCGUGUAUACCUCUGUGGAGCUUUCUCCUAUGAUCUCAUUGAGAUGUUUCAAGAAUCAAUAUUGGCUGCAAAUUGGGAAAGGCUUAAUCUUUGAACAAGUAAACGACUUUGGAGAACAAGGUAAGAGAUUUAUGGGAAUUCUUCCAUUUGGGGUCUCUGCUUUGCUUUUCUUACCAUUUUUUUUUACAAGGGUGUUUGCCACAUUUGGACACUGAAGAUUUGGACUGUUCAGAGCCAGAUGAUUGAUGGAAAAAAUUUAGAUUUAUGUUUUUACUUUUGAGUUUCUUGAUCUGGGUUUUGCUUGAAAACGGUUAUGGUGAUCCGGAUUUGGCUGUUGGAAUGAUGCCGUGAUCAGCUCAAAACGAGCUAAUAGUGAAAGAAGUUAGUUAUGUUCAAAAGUUGUUACAGUGAUUUGAGUAUUUCCUUCUAAGGAAACCCUUCUUUGAGUUUUCUCCCAAAAGAGUACUUUUUCUGGCCCAGUUAAGUUUUUCCUUUUUCCUUUUCUUUGUUUAAGUUUGAUGGAUUGAAUUUUCACAUUUUGAGAUAUUAGAAUCUGGGUUUUGCAUAAAAUUGCAAACUUGACAUUGGGAUUUGCCCAAAGUUUUGGUUUUUGUAUUGACAUUAUGAGGGAGGAAGGUUUUAAUGAAAUUGAAUGAAAGCUUGAUGUGAAAUGGUGGUGAGUGAGUGAGUGAGUGAUCCAUUUUUUAUUUUGAUUUUGGAUCCAUGGCUGCCAUAUCUCCCUCUCAAAAUUCACCUCCUUCAGCCGUGCCACCGGCUCCUAGCACCACUUCAACUCCACCACCUCAGAUUUCUUCAUCUCCUCCUCCAACUCCUCUUACAUCUCCACCACUUUCUCAGCCCAACGCAAAUCCCCCAGAUACCUCAAACUCUACUGCUACUUCUCCACCACCUCAGUCCCCUCCUCCUCCAGCCACACAAUUAACACCUCCAUCACAACCACUCCCAUUGGCACCACAAGCAGCAUCUCCACCACCUUCAUCUAAUGCCCCACCUCCCUCAACUUCUGGUUCUUCACCUUCACCACCACCACCAACUUCAAAUCCACCAGUAAGUUCACCUCCACCACCUCCCACAAGCUCUAGUCCACCAGUAACCUCACCUCCACCUGAUAGUUCACCUCCACCACCAUCAUCCAACCCACCAGUGAAUUCACCUCCUCCAUCAACGUCAAAACCACCUGAAACUUCACCUACACCACCAUCAGCAAACCCACCCAAAACCUCACCCCCUCCACCAUCAUCAACUAAGCCACCUGAGAGUUCACCCUCACCUCCAGCAUCUUUGCCACCCCAGAAUUCAUCUCCACCACCGCCACCGCCAUCAAAAUCUGUUCCUCCAAAAAGUUCUCCACCACCAGCAUCAGUUUCCCCUGAAAAAGCACCCCCUCCUCCGGCAUCAGUUUCCCCCGAAAAACCACCUUCUCCACCUUCAUCAGUACCUCCAAGGAAUGCACCCCCACCUUCUCAGCUAACUCCAGCCCCACCUAGCUCUGAUCAAACACCACCUCCUGAGAAUUCUCCUCCAGGGACAUCACCUCCUCCCUCCUCAUCUAUCUCUCCUCCACCACCUUCUCAAGUUCCAAUUUCUCCAUCAGAUAAUCGUCCUUCAAACAAUUCCGGCCCUAGUGCAUCAGAUAGAGUAAAGUCUAAUGACAAUGGAGGGAUUAGUACUGGAGGUGCUGCUGCGAUCGCUGUAGUGGUUAGCUUGAUUGUGCUUAGCCUCAUUGGAUUGGCAAUCUGGUGUUUAAGAAAGAAAAAGAGAAGGGUUUCAGGAAUUAGUGGUCACAUCAUGCCAUCCUCAAGAGGAUCUUCCCCCAAACCAGAGUCAGCCUUCUUUAAGGCACAGUCUUCAGCACCCCUUAUAGGUAGUGGUUCUAGCAGUGAUUUUGUGGACUCUGCAUCAGAGGCUGGGCUAGGCAAUUCGAGGGGGCUGGGAAAUUCGAGGCCAUUGUUCACAUAUGAAGAACUAGUUAAGGCCACAAAUGGCUUUUCAGAUGAGAAUCUUUUGGGUGAAGGUGGAUUUGGUUCCGUGUACAAAGGAUGCCUACCAGAUGGGCGAGAGGUUGCAGUUAAACAACUAAAGAUUGGUGGAGGUCAGGGGGAACGAGAAUUCAAAGCGGAAGUUGAAAUCAUUAGUCGUGUUCACCAUCGUCAUCUGGUUUCACUAGUGGGCUACUGUAUUUCUGAUAAUCGCAGGCUACUUGUCUAUGACUACGUCCCCAAUAAUUCCCUUUAUUACCAUCUUCAUGGUCCAGAUAGGCCUGUUUUAGAGUGGCCAGUACGAGUGAGGGUUGCUGCUGGUGCAGCUCGUGGAAUUGCGUAUCUUCAUGAAGACUGCCAUCCUCGGAUUAUUCACAGGGAUAUUAAGUCUUCGAACAUUCUCUUAGACAGCAAUUUUGAAGCUCGGGUUUCAGAUUUUGGGCUAGCAAAACUAGCUCUCGACGUAGAUACACAUAUAAGUACACGUGUUAUGGGGACCUUUGGAUAUGUGGCUCCUGAAUAUGCAUCAAGUGGAAAAUUGACUGAGAAAUCUGAUGUAUACUCUUUUGGGGUUGUGCUUCUGGAGCUGAUUACCGGACGGAAGCCUGUGGAUGCAUCGCAACCCUUGGGUGACGAGAGUCUAGUUGAAUGGGCUCGACCAUUGUUAAGUAAUGCACUUGAGAAUGGGGAAGUCGAUCAUCUGGUGGAUCCAAGGCUUGAGAGGAACUAUGUUGAGAGUGAAAUGUUACAGAUGAUUGAGAUUGCCGCUGCUUGUGUGCGACAUUCAUCGGCCAAGAGACCUCGAAUGGGACAGGUUGUUAGAGCUUUCGAUAAUUUAGCUGCUUCAGAUCUAACCAAUGGAAUGAGAGUAGGAGAAAGUGAGGCAUUUAACUCAACGCAGCAGUCUGAAGAAAUAAGAUGGUUUCGGAGAAUGGCAUUUGGCAGUCAAGAUUACAGUACAGAUUUGUUCACCCAAAACAGCAUGAAUAGUAGAGAGAACAGAGUAAAUGAGGCAUGAGAAAACUUUCACUUUUUAGUCCACAGUUUUUUUCUUUUUCUUUUUUCUUUCAUAGAUGUCUCUCAGCUCAGCCAGCCCUCACAAACUAUUCUGCCUGUAACCAGAACAUCAAAGGUAGAGGCCGAAAUCCCAGCCAUCAUUCUUGUAGUUGUGUCAUACAAAGAAGAGAAGCUCAUAUUUUUUGUCCUGUAAUUACUGGAAUUUUGUUUUUUUUUUUUUUCCGCACAUAAUUAUCUGUACAGAAGAAGCAAUGCCAUGCUUCUCUUUUUUAUUUGUUUCCCUCUUUUCUUUUUUCACUCUUCAUAUUCGAGAGAAAAAAAAAAAGAAGACAAUAUGUAAUGUGACUGCAUGAGAGUUUUUCAUCUUGACAGGUGUCGUGUGCAUGUGGGUCCACACUCCAUACAAUUUUUUCUGAAAUGUGUAAAAAAGAAAUGGGAAAUUGAGGUGAGAUCAGAGUGAGCAGGUGCCUUAUAAUUCCAGUAAUUUGUAGCUUCUACUUAAAACGUCUCAACUCAGCCUAUACAUAUAGUGGUCCACACGGCUACAUUUACUUUGUUUAUUAUGAUUGACUUGGACUCUAUCCAUUGAAUGUGCGUUUCAGCUUCUCUAUUACACCA